AUGAGCUUUUUCAGAAAGCGGAAUACAAGCCAGGCAGCCUCUACGGCGCCUCCUCCAAAUGUCACCGUAGUCCAACCACCAAGCCAGGCCCUUGCGCAGAUUCGGGAUAACGCAGACCGCUCUACAGCGCUCGGUGGAAGCGCACAGCGCGAUCGCGACCAGAAUACCCAAAACCCAGGCAUGUCGGCACCACCCCAGGCUGCUCCAGCGCCCACAAACCAAGCACCACGCCCAACGUUUCCUUGGUCAACAAAGAGAAUAGCACUUCCUCCCCCGCUGUUACUCGCUCGUCCAGGUGUCCCGCCCGUCACUGCGCCUUCUCCCUCGCCCUUCCCACGUUACGGGCACUCCCUUCCUCCCCAGGCGAGCCAGUCUGGGGAACUCUUCCUUUUUGGAGGACUCGUUCGUGAAUCUGUCCGUAAUGACCUCUACUCGUUUGCGACGCGAGACCUUUCCGCGACCCUGGUACAGACGACCGGAGAAAUCCCCCCAGCGCGAGUGGGGCAUGCAUCUGCUCUCGUCAGCAGCGUUUUAAUCGUCUGGGGUGGAGAUACAAAACAAAAGGACACAGACAAGCAAGAUGAGGGCCUGUAUCUGCUCAAUCUCGGAACCCGCGAAUGGACAAGAGUCGCUACACGCGGACCGGCACCAGCUGGGAGAUAUGGCCACUCUGUCGCAAUGGUCGGCAGUCGUUUCUUUGUUUUCGGUGGUCAGGUGGAUGGAGCAUUCCUCAACGAUCUCUGGUCGUUUGAUUUGAAUACAUGCAAACCAGCCGAUGGAAACGAGCCACCACCACGAAGAACCGGCCACGUGAUGCUUUCGCUGGAUGAUACGAUUUAUAUCUUUGGCGGUACUGAUGGCUCGUAUCAUUACAACGAUACCUGGGCUUUCGACGUCAAUACCCGCACCUGGCAAGAAUUGACAUGCAUUGGAUAUAUACCCGUCCCGCGAGAGGGACAUGCGGCGGCACUCGUCGACGAUGUGAUGUAUGUCUUUGGAGGGCGGGGUGUGGAUGGAAAAGAUUUGAACGACCUUGCCGCGUUCAAAAUUUCGACCAAACGUUGGUUCAUGUUCCAAAAUAUGGGCCCCGCUCCCAGUGGUCGAUCCGGCCAUGCGAUGGCUACCGCUGGUUCACGCGUAUUCGUGCUCGGGGGCGAGUCCUUCACGUCUCCUAAACCGGACGAUCCUAUGAUGAUUCACGUGUUGGAUACUAAGCACAUCAAGUAUCCUGAUCCCAAGAACCCAUCUGGCAACAAAGUUCGCCAACAGAAUCAAGGCUCACAAUCCGGAAUCCCGGUCAAUGGCCUCAAUCGAGCAGUAUCACCGCCUGUCAGCUCCGACACAGAGGAUGGGAGACGGGGAAUGUCACCAGUUGGCGGCUCACGGAUCAACAAUGGAAUGCAAAUGCAGAUGCAACCAUUUCCCAACCCUGCUGCUGCGAAUCCUUCUUCCAAGCGACCGCCCACUCGACCGCCGCGGGACGAAAUAGGCGCAAACGACCUAGCAGAGGUGCGAAUCGGUACCAGCGACGCUGAAGGUCAAGACCCACGUCUCAAAAAGCAGAACCCCGACAAUGUAAACAGAUCCAAGAGCCCGACUCAACAAUUCGGUCGAUCAAUGUCGCCAACUGGGCCAAACUCGAUGGGAAUUGGUCGAAACGCCAAUACGGCUAGAAGUCCAUCGCCUGUGGUACCAUCAGAUGCCUUUACGAAGCCAGGGCAAAUGAACGGUUAUGGAUCGGACCGGGGCUCGCCUGCGGUAGGAAGGCCUGGUUCUACUUCCAAUAUCGCUGCCGAUCUGGUCCAGAACCUGCGACAAAUGGAAACCGACCUUCGUCAGAGAGAUGCAGAGUUGGAGACUCUUCGGAAGCGAGAAACAUGGAUGCGCGCUGCUCUCUCCAAGGCGAGCAAGGCUGGGUUUUCGUGGAGUGACAUUCCUGUGGACGACGAUGAUGAUAGAACUCACGAGCCUGAAACGAGCGACGCCAGAAAGCUCGUCGACUUGGCAUUCAGAUUGAAGCAGGAAAGGGCGACACUUCAGGCAUCUAUGGCUGAUCAAGGCCGGAUGGCAACCGAACGCAUUGCCGAGCUUGAGCGUGUUCGAGCCGCCGCGCUCCAAGAGGCGGCAUUCUGGCGUGCAAAACUCGCCGCCUAUGAAGCCGGCAAGCCCGAAGAGGCGACUCGGAUGGAAAAUGAACGCGCAAUGGAACUCGAAAAGCAAGUUUCGCGCGCAUUGAAUGAUCGCGUUGCACUGGAGAAAAAGGUGGCUCAGCUCAAUGAAUCGCUUCUUACAGAAGGAAGGCUUCGAGAACAAGCGGAGGAGCGGGUCAAUGACCUCAACUAUCGCGCGCAGCAAGCCGAAGCGGCCCUGCAUCGUACCACGACCGAACAUGGAGACUUGCUUGCCAAGCACACUGCUGCCUCCGCCGAACUCCGCUCCAUGACAGAAAAGAUUUUGUCACUGCAAUCCACUCAGCAGGGUCGCGAAGGCGAGCCGACAUCAAACGCCGAACUUCUUGAGCUCCGAGCUUCUCGAGAUCGCCAUCUGCGUGCCUUGGAGCAAGCGCAGACGGCGCUCAAGGCAGCUUCGGCACGCGCGGACGAAGUCGAAGAACAGUGGAGACGCAGCAACGAGCAGCUUCAAACCAUUCAAUUGGAGUAUGCCGACCUCAGCCGUGAUUUGGAGACAAAGAUUACAGAAGUGGACAACAUGAGGGCACAGCUCUUGGACGUCGAAAACAAGUUUGCCAAGUCGCGCGAAGAGGCAGACGCGUUGCGUGCUUUGACCACAGGCUCCCUCGGCGAGCUACUCGACUAUCAUCGUGAUCUUCGUGCUGGAGAGGAGAGGAAUGAGCGCGAGCAAUCGGAACAAGUCAGGAUACUCCAGACGGAGAUGGAGUCCCUUCGCAAAAUGCUUCAUGGCGCCAACAGUCGUUAUGAAGAGGCACAGAACGAGCUAGGAAAGGAGCGCCUGCGUGCGCGAACUAUUGAAACCGAUCAGCUUGCUUUGCGUUCUCAAAUGACGGGUCUUCGAGCACAACUCUCCAACGCUCUAGCAGACGUUGCUCGUGCGCGGAAAGAGCUGUCGGAGAAAGAGUCCGAGCUGCGCGAAAGCUCAAAGGCUGCGAUGGAUACCGAGAUUCGCUUCAAAAUGUUCCGCAACUACCUCGAGGAGAAUGGUGUGGUCGUCAAUGAGGAUGAAAUCUCCGGGAAUAGCGGUAACGGGUCUAAAAUGCUCGAGCUCGAAACGCAGCUUGCGGAACGAUCACGGGAGCAAGACGCACUGACUCGUCAACUUCGAAACGCUCGAGAGCAAUCGCAACUCGCAGAAGAAAAGGUUGCUGCUCUACAAGCAGAGUUAGCUCGCGCCAAGGAGCGACAGAGUUCGGACGGUACGGGCGACGCAAGGGUUGUCGAUGCCGAGCGCCGAUUGGCAGAGGCUGAGAGUGCGCAUCGCGACCGUUUGCAUGUGCUGGAGAACGACUACAGAGCGGCCGUCGACUGUGUCAAGGCGACCGAGAGUAUGCUCAGAAAGAUGAAGCACGAGCUUUCGAAGCAAAAGGGCCUCAAUGCCAGCCUUCAAUCCGAGUUGGAAGGAGUCAGGUCGGGCUCGGAAGCCGGAUCCAGAGUUCGACCUCUCAACGGAAGAGUCACGCCCAUGUCUGACGAUGGUCAAGAAUCCGCCCUCCGCGCUCAACUCGUUGAGGCGCAACGUCAGACUCAACGCCUUACUGUUGAAAACCAAGAGCUUCACAGGAGGAUUGAACUCCUCCAAGGCGAUUUGGAGAGAUUACGACAAGAACUUGACAACGUUCGACAUGACUCUGGCCACUCGAGAGGAGUUGGGUCAACGUCCGACCAGCUGCACCGCGAAAACGAGUCGCUCCGACACCAGAAUGAGCAACUCCAUCAGCGGAUAGCCCUCCUUCUUGACGUCAAAGAAGAUCCCAACUCUAUGAGCUCCAACCUUCGAGCCAGCGACUCCAGCCUGAGUCCUGACGCCAGUAUGGACGAUUGGAACCGCCAAUACGGCGGAAACUCCUUUGGCGUGCAGCGUAUCCAUGAUUAUGAGCACGACAGAAGAUGA
Serendipita indica DSM 11827 is the source of this 4086-nucleotide messenger RNA. The record is from the annotation of a GenBank genome assembly. Lineage: Eukaryota; Fungi; Basidiomycota; Agaricomycetes; Sebacinales; Serendipitaceae.